Messenger RNA from Megalops cyprinoides (Indo-Pacific tarpon), 1369 nucleotides. Its product is annotated as heparan sulfate glucosamine 3-O-sulfotransferase 4-like. The transcript has 2 exons. The record is from RefSeq and is a predicted model, not a curated record. Lineage: Eukaryota; Metazoa; Chordata; Actinopteri; Elopiformes; Megalopidae. The coding region runs from base 1 to 1269 and encodes 422 amino acids. Gene Ontology annotation, molecular function: [heparan sulfate]-glucosamine 3-sulfotransferase activity.
AUGGCAUUUUGGUCCAGCACUUCAGUUUUUACCUCUAAAGUGCCUCGGAAGAUAUUAUUCAUGUUUACUCUCUCCAUUUCUGUCACGUACCUGUUCUAUAGCUUGAUGAGCUGCUACAACUCGUUACAGUUCCCCUUGCAAGAAAACUACGCGUACCAAGCGAGGCUUGUGACAGAGGACACAACUUUCGUAGCAUUCAGAGAGAAACUUUAUUCAGCCACAUCCCAGGGUUAUUUCGGCGAGGACUUGGUAGAAAGGACCACCACCGAACAGACCGUUGCGAGCUAUGCCAUCCCCACCGUUGACCAGUCAGAUAAUGUGGGCAGCGAACAAAGGGCGACGGAAUGGGUCAGAACACAACUUGCUCCGACUGAAAUGAUCGCGGGGGGUCAGAAUGCAGUUUUCGAGAGAGAGCACCAGGAAUCCAGCACCACGGACGACGAGCUCAGCAGAAGAGGGAAUAGUACCCCGGAUUACGGGGAGAAAAAAUUGCCCCAAGCCAUCAUAAUAGGAGUGAAGAAAGGAGGCACCAGGGCUCUGCUGGAGGCUUUAAGGGUCCAUCCCGACGUCAGAGCAGUUGGGGUUGAGCCCCAUUUCUUUGACAGGAACUACGAGAAAGGACUCGAUUGGUACAGGGACCUGAUGCCAUCUACACUUGAGGGCCAGAUAACCAUGGAGAAGACUCCCAGUUACUUUGUGACAAAUGACGCCCCCAAGCGCAUACACUCCAUGGCUAGAGACACCAAACUAAUCAUUGUGGUCCGCAACCCCGUUACCAGAGCCAUUUCUGACUACACUCAGACUCUCUCCAAGAGACCCGAGAUCCCUACUUUUGAGGUGCUGGCCUUCAAGAACAGGACCCUGGGUUUGAUCGAUGCUUCGUGGAGUGCACUGCGGAUAGGGAUAUAUGCAUUGCAUCUGGAGAGCUGGAUGCAGUACUUCCCACUCUCGCAGAUACACUUUGUCAGCGGAGAGAGGCUUAUCGUUGAUCCAGCUGGUGAGAUGGCCAAAGUGCAGGACUUUCUUGGACUCAAACGGAUUGUCACAGAUAAACACUUCUAUUUCAAUAAAACGAAGGGAUUUCCCUGCCUCAAAAAGCCAGAGGACAGCAGCGCCCCACGCUGCCUUGGAAAGUCUAAGGGCAGAACUCAUCCCAAAAUAGACCCUGACGUGAUACGCAGAUUACACAAAUUUUACAAGCCCUUUAACAUGAUGUUUUACCAAAUGACAGGGCAGAACUUCCAGUGGGAGCUGGAUGAGAAGCAGUGACUCUCCCAGGUCUCUCAGGCCCGCCGGAUUGCAGCACUGCAGAGUGGCACACCCCACCUCCUCGUAGCAGAGAAUCGCUCCAUCAUCACUGAGGGGUCAC